UAUAUAUAUAUAUAUAUAGACGCGAAGGAGGCUUAGCCGCAGCGAAACUUUCGACGAAGAGGCUUCUCCUAUUUUCUUGUUCACAGAGUCGCGAAUCAUGUCCACCGGCACCGACGAGAGGAUGGACAGACUUUUCCCCAAGCCACAGAGAAAAGAGAUGUUGCGCUCCACGUAUGUUAUGUUCGACGCGGAGGAUAUCUCAAUCCAUGAUCUUCUUUUGUAUAGAAAGAAUAUCGUAACAGCUAUUGAGAAAGACAAUUAUCGAGGGCGGAUUAAAAUCAAGUGUUACUUUGGUGAAAAUAUAACCAUCCCCGAAGAUUUGCUUGACCACUAUUACAAUGCCGGAAUUUUUUCCAAAACAAUUAAAGGGGACAGAGUUGGUCGAAUGAACAUGAUGUUAGUGGAGCUUAUUUUCUGGGCAAUGUCCCAUUAUCCUGCAGGAACAAAUGUGCUAAUAAUCACAAAGAACCAAAAUAUCCUAGAAGAACACAAGGUCUGGAAUAUUAUUGAAGCUUUGCGAGAGAGAGAUUUCCAUUUUGUCAUUGAACAUCCUGAUACCUUCUUUCUGCCAGCAGCAUGCGCCGAAAGUUCUGAGGUCGUUGUUCCAAUAGAUACCAGUAAGGACGUUCGAUCAGAUGAUGGCUCUUCAAAAAUAAAUAGCUAACUUGAGACUUUUUUAAUAUGAUGUUGUUUAACAUUUCAUUUUAUAUGUAUUUGACAUCAACAUGACCCCUAUGUGGGACGGGUAUCAAACAAUUUACAAUAAGUAUAUUUAUAUUGCUU
Raphanus sativus (radish) is the source of this 783-nucleotide messenger RNA. RefSeq lists its product as uncharacterized. Bases 98 to 664 code for a protein of 188 amino acids. Lineage: Eukaryota; Viridiplantae; Streptophyta; Magnoliopsida; Brassicales; Brassicaceae. The record is from RefSeq and is a predicted model, not a curated record. The transcript is spliced from 3 exons.